UCCAAUAUUUCAUUACCAAGAAAUGGCUUCCAGCUUACAAGAACUGCUCGCCGAGGAAGGACUUGCGCUCCAACGCAGGAAACUUCCCAAGACUCGAAAGCCUGUGAAUCCUAGCAAGAGAGCACAACCACACGAGUCACCUGCGCUGCCUAUGUACAUCUGCCAUGACCGAAAUUCUUUCCAUAUCUCGAAACAGAAGAUCGAGAAGACUAGUUCAAAAAAAGGGUCUUUGGUAUUCUCGUCUCAAAGGGUGCUGUCGGAAUCAGAGGGAUCAAAUGCCAAGUCAUGGGUGCCAGAGGGUUCAAGAAGAGAUGAGCUUGCAAUUGAUGAAGCAGCCAUUAGAGCUGUGAUUUCUAUUCUCACCGGAUACAUUGGAAGGUACGUAAAAGAUGUGAAAUUCCGGGAAACAGUUCGGCUGAAGUGCAAGUCUUGCUUGGUGAGAAAAAAGAUGGAACCUGAUAAUGGAAUUUUUAUGAACAUGGAACUCGGUAUUGAGAGCGUAGAGAAGUUGGUAGAAGAUCAAGCGACCAGGAAGGAACUAAGGAUGAAGACAUUAAGAAACUCCAUUCGGCUUCUAAGCAUCGUCGAUUCCUUAAAUUCUAGAAAGUCAAAGAAUGGUUCAACAUGCGGAACACCCAAUUCUCACAUUUCUGCGUGUGCUCAGCUAUACUUGGCAAUUGUCUACAAGUUUGAGAAAAACAAUCGGAUUUCUGCUAGGCACCUACUUCAAGUUUUCUGCGAUUCGGCAUUUUUAGCUCGAACCCACUUGCUUCCUGAUCUUUGGGAGCAUUUCUUUCUUCCCCAUCUUCUCCAUCUCAAGAUAUGGUACACUAACGAAGUCGAAACUCUCUCGAACUUGGACUAUGUUAAGAAGGAGAAGGUAAUGAAGGCCUUGAGCAAAGCAUACAAUGAACAAAUGGACAAGGGAACUGCUGUCUUUGCUCUUUACUAUAAAGAGUGGCUUAAAGUUGGGGUUAAGGCCCCUCCAGUUCCUAUUGUGCCCUUGCCAUCAAAACCCAGCUAUGGAUCAUCGAAAAGAAGAUCAUCAGAUUCUUACACUUCACAGUCCUCCAUGAACAGGAACUUAUACCGAGACGUGCUCGUCCCAACAUUUGAACGGAGAUCUAUGGACCUGGUUGAUCCAGAUGGACCUUCAAUGGAUACUGGGGAUUUGAAGGAAGAGGUGAAACUUUGCACACACGAAGAUAACUGCAGUUUUGUUAAUAAAGGAGAUAGGACUCAUCGAAGGUCAUCAAGCCAAAACUUAAGAGAUUCGAGAGUUGAAUUAUGCACUGAGACUAAAAAUGCAGAUUAUAUCGAAUUCCUUGCUUGCCGAAGUAUGCCAACAGAACGCAAUCACACGGCCCAGAUAGGUUCGGUCAGAAAGGAGGAAAAUACCCAUUCAAGUGAAUUAAGCAGAGCCAUUUACACUGUUUGCACCUCGGAUUCUCUAAGCGAGUGUGAAAUUUCCAUUCGUAUAAUCUGCAAAGCCUGGUUGGACUCACAUGGUGAUCCUGUCAUUGAAGCUGCAUUAUCAGAAGCCUCCAUUAUUGAGGGGAUGCUAGAGGUUUUAUUUGCUUCUAAAGAUGAUGAAAUUUUAGAACUCAUAAUAUCGAUUUUUGCUGAAUUUGUAGGAAGGAAGGAGGUGUUUAGGCGGAUUAUACUGAAUUCAGAUCCACGGCUAGACAUUUUCCUGAGACUUCUGAGGAGCAGCAGUCUAUUUGUAAAGGCUGCUGUUCUGCUUUACCUAUUAAAGCCCAAGGCAAAACAGAUGAUAUCAUUUGAAUGGGUGCCACUAGUCCUUCGAGUAUUAGAAUUUGGAGAUCAUAUGCAGAUCCUAUUUACAGUACGGUGCAGUCCUCAAGUGGCAGCAAUAUACCUUUUACACCAACUCCUUACAGGUUUUGAUGAAGAUAGAAACUUAGAGAAUGCUAGACAGGUGGUUUCUCUGGGGCGAAUGAACCUUCUGGCUCAAGGAAUUGAGAGAGGGGAUUCUCAUGAUAGGAGCAAUGCUGCUUUGCUCAUGUCGAGAUGCAUUCGAGCUGAUGGAAGCUGCCGAAAUUAUUUGGCUGAAAAUUUGAACAAAGCAUCUCUCCUUGAACUUCUUGUUCUCGAGUGCCGCAAGAAUUCUAAUAGCUGUGCUUUUGCUUUACUAACCGAGUUACUCUGCCUUAGUAGAAGAACCCGGAUGAUAAAGUUCUUAUGCGGACUGAAAGAAGCUUGGAGUGGUAUGAACACCAUGAACAUUUUAUUAGCCUAUCUCAAGAGAGCCCCACCAGAAGAAUAUCCACUGGCCGCAGCAAUUUUAUUGCAGCUUCAUCUUCUGGGUGAUACUACGAAGUACAGUGUAUAUAGAGAAGAAGCUGUUGAGGCAGUGAUAACUUCUUUGGACUGUCGACUAUGUAACAAUAAGGUUCAAGAACAAUCAGCGAGGGCUCUUCUGAUGUUGGGAGGCCAUUUUUUCUAUAGUGGAGAGGCAUCAGCAGAAAGUUGGCUUUUACAACGAGCAGGUUUCCAUGAGAAUACAGGGGAUUCAUUUCGUAGCAAGGAAAUUGUUAUUGAUGGCUUCAUACACUCAAAUGAAGAGGAAGAGGCGAUAGAAGAUUGGCAAAGGAAAGCAGCCACCGUCUUGGUCCGAAGUGGGAAUAAGAGAUUAUUGGCUGCCCUUUCAGAAUCCAUAGCCAAUGGCAUCCCGAGUUUAGCACGAGCAAGUAUCAUUACUGUCACUUGGAUGACCAGCUUUCUCCAUUCAGUUGGAGAAGAAGAUUUGCAGUCCAUGGCAUGCUCAAUUCUCAUGCCACAAUUGCUUGAAUCUCUGUAUUGCAGGAAAGAUACCGAGGAAAGAGUGCUAGCUUCAUACUCACUACUGAAUCUCUUUAAGAACUCAGAAUGUGUUUCUAUGCUCUCAUCAUGGGAUAAAGAAUUGCUGGGCAAUCUCCAGAAUCUCUCGCUAGUGACAUGGACAGCUAGGGAGCUUAUUUCUAUCAUCACAUGCAGCAGCUCGAGGCAAUAGCUGGGAAAUGGAAGCAAAUCAUCAACUUUAAACUCCCUUUUUUCUCGCUAUUCACAGACCAGUGUUGGAAUCUCUUUACCUGUAAGUUAAGGAAAGAAUAUCUGGAGAAUGUUGUUAGGGUUGAGUGUAUGUGUAAUAUUUCCUCCGUCGAUUUUUUUUUUUUUUUUC
This is a messenger RNA of Juglans regia (Persian walnut), 3181 nucleotides long. Its product is annotated as putative E3 ubiquitin-protein ligase LIN. NCBI's taxonomy places the organism in Eukaryota, Viridiplantae, Streptophyta, Magnoliopsida, Fagales, Juglandaceae. The record is from RefSeq and is a predicted model, not a curated record. The coding region runs from base 23 to 3013 and encodes 996 amino acids. The transcript has 7 exons.